GUACAUGUAGGUCAACGUCUGAUUCAAUUCUCGGGCUUCACGAUUUCUCUCUCUAUCUCUCUGCCUCUAUCUGCUACUAUUUCUCUAUCUACCCCAUAGCAUCUAAAACACAACCGCCCACCCAGCAUGUCGGCCGAAGCAGACGUCAAGCUCCAUGACUUCAAGAACAUUUUCUCGCUGCAAGGCAAAGUCGCAGUCAUCACUGGUGGAUCACGAGGACUAGGUCUCCACGCUGCAUCUGGUCUCGCCCAAGCUGGCUGCUCCAAGAUCUUCAUCACGUCCCGAAAAGCGCAGGCCUGUGAGGAGGCUUGUGCCGCUUUGAAUGCCCUGCCCAACACGCAAUGCAAAGCGAUUUCCGUGCCCGCCGAUAUUGCGAAGCCAGGAGAGGUGGAGAGGUUGGUGAAGGAGGUGGAGAAGCAUACCGAUAAAGUGGAUAUCCUGUUCGCGAAUGCGGGUGCUACUUGGGGGGCAGAAUUUGAUAAACACCCGGAGAGUGCUUUCCAGAAAGUUAUGGACCUGAACGUCAAGAGCGUAUUCGUCUGCUCACAGAAGUUCGCACCCCUUCUCCGCAAAGCCGGAUCGAUCUCCGACCCUUCGCGAAUCAUUGUCACAGCAUCCAUUGCUGGAAUUGGCGUUGGAACACUGGGAAAGCAGGGAACAUUCGGAUACAGUGCUUCGAAAGCCGCAGCACUCCAUCUCGGCAGGAACCUCGCACUCGAACUGGGACCGCAGGGGAUUCUGGUGAAUAAUAUCGCACCGGGUUUCUUCCCCAGUAAGAUGGCCAAUGGACUGAUGGAGAUGAGUGGCGGCGUGGAGAAGUUGAAGGAGUCAAGCCCGAAUAAGAGGUUGGGCCAUCCGGAGGAUAUUGCUGCCGCUGUGGUAUUCCUUUGCAGUCGGGCUGGAAGCCACUUGAAUGGUGCGACGAUUGUGCUCGAUGGUGGGAGUGUAUUGCAAGCGAAGUUGUGAGAGAUAUAGGGAUUGCUUGGUUCAUGUCAUCACAACAGUUCUCUUUUCUUUUUCUUUUUGUGGUACUUCUUCCAUCUAAAGGCUUCACGAUGCUGACCGCAGACUGACAAGACAUGGGAGAUUAUCAUGAAAUGUUCAAUAUAGUAUGACAUUGGAGAAGAAAUUGCCCAUCAACGGCAAAACUAAU
This is a messenger RNA of Sphaerulina musiva SO2202, 1153 nucleotides long. Its product is annotated as oxidoreductase. Gene Ontology annotation, molecular function: oxidoreductase activity. Bases 127 to 966 code for a protein of 279 amino acids. The transcript is spliced from 4 exons. Lineage: Eukaryota; Fungi; Ascomycota; Dothideomycetes; Mycosphaerellales; Mycosphaerellaceae. The record is from RefSeq and is a predicted model, not a curated record.